AUGACUGUAUUGUCAUUCGAAAUCGAAACGGAUUCUAACGAUGAGAUUACCGAACUAAUAGGAAAUGUAACUACUGAUAAUCUCCGGAGUGGUCUUGAAAAAUGCACUGGACUGCGUAGUUGGACACCAGAUUAUGCGCCUAUUCUUAAAGUGAUAACCGGACCACUAUCUAUCAAUGAAACAGAAGAAAAAAUACAUUGGUUGAAUGCUGAAAUUCAUCGGCGCCAUCUUGGUAAGGGCCAAACUACUCAACAAAAUAAAGAUCUCGCAACUAAAAUAAGAUCUCGUGGUAAGCCAGGUGAUGACUGCGGUCAUAUCAUAGCUGCUUCACUUGGUGGCAAAAUGGUAGAUUUUAAUUUGUUUCCACAGACUCGUUUUAUUAAUCGAGGACAGUAUGGUUGGGCGAGUGUCGAAUUUGAAGUUCGUUUAUUUUAUGAUGAUAUGGAAUACAAAGAUCGACCUUCAGGUGGAAAAAUUUUAAUUACAUUUAAAGGUGAUCGAAUGAAGAAAUCUGGUAUACAUAAUAGCAACCAAAAUGAACAAAGUUCAAGUUCAUUAUAUGCCACUUUGAAAGGCAAAUUAAUUAACUUAAUUAAAGAUGAAUCAUAA
Messenger RNA from Rotaria sp. Silwood1, 609 nucleotides. The record is from the annotation of a GenBank genome assembly. Lineage: Eukaryota; Metazoa; Rotifera; Eurotatoria; Philodinida; Philodinidae.